This is a messenger RNA of Stylophora pistillata, 5904 nucleotides long. Its product is annotated as focadhesin. The record is from RefSeq and is a predicted model, not a curated record. Gene Ontology annotation, biological process: regulation of post-transcriptional gene silencing. NCBI's taxonomy places the organism in Eukaryota, Metazoa, Cnidaria, Anthozoa, Scleractinia, Pocilloporidae.
CUUCUUCAUAUCAAUCACAGAAACAUACUUGAAUAACCUCUAUGCAUUGGUAUGGGUUUACGGUCAAGAUGCUGGCGGAAGUAUGGAAGCUUUAUGACUGCAUCUUGAUUAAGAAACCACCUGGAUCUGUCCUAAAUGCCAACUCUGUAGAGAUUCCUGAACUGAAGUUAUUAUGGGAGCUGACUGGAGAUUCAUCAGAAAUUUUAAGCAGAUUGUGUUGUAAUUGCUUGGUAGAACUAGUUGUUGAUAAUCAUGCUGAAUUGGAAUACAUCUUGAGAGGAGUAUUAAGUGUUGCUCCAUCUGCAAGAAAUCUGGUCGGUAUAACAAAAGCCUUGAGUUGUUUGCUCACCUUUCAAGUUUAUAAAUGUACUACAGCUGGUAUGGAUUAUUUCUGCCCUUUUUCCUUGAGGGCCUCUCCCCACCCAUUUAUUACACUACUGAUAAGUCGUCCUGAAGGUGCAACAAUCCUGAUCCAAGAAGUCAAUGUGUUACUUGUAAACAGUGUUAAAAGAUAUCUCAACUGUGAUCCUCAAUUUAUUCUUCGGAUGCUGGAAUCAUUUUUCAAGUUUGUUCUUUUGGAUCCAAAUGUCACGGUUAAUUGGUUUACUAGGCAGCAAUUUUUAACAACUCUCUUGCAAACAGCCAGUGUUAUACUGCAGUGUACAGAAAAAAAUCACAAUCAUGAGGAAGUUGCUGAAAGAAAAAAGCUUGUUGAGGAUAUUGUUGAUUUAUUGGCAUCUCUUGUUCCCUGCUUCCAGAUUGAUGGCAAAUCUCUCAGUCAUACAACUUUUCUUGUUCACAGUCUGACAUACUGGUUACUAGAACAUAGCAAUUUUUUCCCUGGUGGUAAGAGCCAUUUGGAGCUGAUGGUGAAUCAUUUGUUUUCUUUGUGUUGUGAGAGUCUGUCUUUUGGGUCUGAUAUGACAACAUCCAUCCUCUUAUUACAAACAUUUCAACUGCAUUGCCCACAGGCCUUCUUGCAAUUAUAUAUCUUACCAACCUUGAGCAAGCUUCUUCUGAAUUCAGCAGAAGACUGCUGCAUUCAUAUUCUCCAGCUCUGUUUGUCAACAAUGCAAAGUCAAUUAAAACAUUUCAAGCCAGAGUGUCUGUUUCUUCCUAUCAGUCAUCUGUUUCUUGUGCAACCAAUACUUCAAAUUAUAACAUCCCCACCCAGGCAGACAUUCAGCACAAAGAUGCAGGGCAGCACUGGGCAGUCUUUACACAGUAAAGCUCUCCAGAUCCUAGGAUUUGUGGAACACAAUGUUCUUCCCCUUAUAAAGCAAAACCAAACUACCAGUAAGGCUACUGGAAAUACUCAGCACUAUUCUUCAUCUCUCAGUUUAUGUAUCAGACAAAUGACAGCCUGUGCUGAAGAAAUGAUCACCUUAAUUGGAAACACCAAAUCUACAAAGCAAUGGCUGAGCAAUUUACAGAACUCAGUAGCCUCACACUAUCGCCUGCUGAGUCAUGUUCCUUUAAUGUUGUCUGCACUGUUGGUGACUUCACAAGGAUGUCUUGCUAUGGAGGUCUUGGAAGUCAUUCCAAUUCUUGCUAAGGCAGAUCCAUCCCAGGCUCUUACCUUCCUGCCAUUACUACUCUACAAACUUAGUAAAGAAGUCGAUCCUGAAGUGAAACAGCAUGCUCUGUACACAAUACCACAACUUGCUUCUCAUAAGUUUUGUAUAGGCCCCGUGUUACAUACGAUUCAGACGAUAGGAAAGUGCCCUCCUCUUAAACCUGUGUAUCUGAGACUGAUUUGCAAGUUGUGGCAGUUAAAUAACCGAGUGUUCCCGCACCUUCAGCAAGCACUGAAUGUAGUAAUUGACUCCAGUUUGGGAGGUAAAUUGAACUUGGAGAUUAAGAUUGCUCAAGCAGCUUGUUUAUUGGACAUCUGCAAGCUUAGACCCUCUCAGCACGGUGCAGAUCUACUCAGUUUGCUGUCCAAAUUGCUGGAUGAGAAUACAAGACCAGGCGAGACUGAAAACACUCCCUCUGCGUUAGUGGUAUCACUAGCACUGCAAGCCCUGGAGCAGCUUUGUAAAGCUGAGGUUGUGGAUCUGUGCACCGGGUGGAAAGUUCUUUCUGUGAAGCUUGGCGUGGACAGACGUCCCCAAGUUCUGUGCAGUAUAUGUCAGUUGUUCAGCAUCGUCCCCCACCUGGUCUCUAACUCUUCAGCUUAUCUGAAUUUUAAGAAUGAAGCACUUUCCUUUCUUUGGUCGCUAACGCAACAUAAGGAGUCACCUGUCGCUCAUGCUGCUUUCACGACUUUGUCGAAAUUUCAUCCAUCAGAUUUCAAGCUCAUUCAUCUUCCUUCAAAGAUCCACCUUCCACUGAAAGAAAAAAUUCUGGCGUCUAAGAAACUUGAUAGCAACGCGGACGAAGAAGAUGGUGAUGUCGCUGUUCAACAAAACAUUGAUAACUCAACACCCCCAGGGAAUGCUUAUGUUGAGCUUCUACAGAUGGUCAAACAAGAUGUACUCCCAGGCUAUAAGAAGUUAAUGACAAACAUGAUCAGCUUGGAAGUUGCAUCUAUGCCACGGGGCCUGGGUCACACUGUUUUACAUGCUUCGUCGUCACACGAGAGGAAUUUGCAAUCCAUACCAAAAUUUUUGAUGUCACACUAUGAGAAGUCGAAAUCACCUGGAUUAAACCAAGGACUUGCAGCUGGAAUACUGUUUAGUUUCGAACCUCCCUUCGAACAACACGAAGGAAAACGUGCCAGAAGAUACACGGUUGAUUGUGCCCGUACAUACAGACAGAUGUUAGAUUCAUUACUUUACGAAGUCCCAGUGCAGCCAACUGAAUGGCACAGAACAUUACUACUGCCUCAGGCAUGGUUAGCCUUUAUGAAUCGCUCCUACAAGGCUUGUGUGGAGGGUCGUAAGGCUGAGCUUGAGAUGCAGCAUAGCCAUGGUCAUUUUCAGAGUAUGGAAGAACUAAAAACAAGACAGUCCAAUUGCUGGCUUUGGGUAAGAGAUCAGAUCACUGAACGACUUAAAGCGGCGUCAAGAGGUAACCCGUCUGUGCAAGGUAACUCAGUGCUUGCUUUAGCAGGGCUUGCACGGGCUGUGUCGAUAUAUGUAGGUCAGCAGACUUCUUCAGAGACCACAGAACAAUAUCAGCGGAACAACGAUUGGCUGAGCGUGGUGACUGACACAGUAAUGGUGGUGUUGGAUGGUAAUUAUAAACCGAAGGGUCCUACUCUGGUUUGGUGUCAACAGGUGUCUUCACCCACCUCCACUGCCAGUUCGUUGUUAGCUCGCUCGUGUGCUGCGCUGUCCAUGUCACUUUUGGUUCCUUGUCUUGUCAUACUUGACUCUGAUAGAAUUUACGACAUCACUGAGCUGCUGAAGCAAAGGAUUCCAGGACAAUCCAAAUCCGGUAGCUCAGCUGUUUUACAGAUGUCUUGUUCUGUGGGACUUGGUCUGUUCCUCAGCAAACUCUAUGAAGAACAUUUCAGCGACGCUUACGGUAAAGAGGGCUAUUUACUGUUGUCUACAGCUUUAGAUGUUUUGGAGGAGACUGCUUUUUCAAAUGACCUGGAUAACACGGAAGGCGCGUGUCUCGGUGUUGGACUCGCUGCAUCCUCUUUGUGUAAGGAAGGUCUUAUUGACUCCAGGGUUCACGUCACAAAUCUUUAUCACAAACUUGUUGACAGUGUGAACGAGCAGUGCGAUGACCCUGAUCAAAAACUUCAGUGCCUAUCUUAUAGUGUAGCGUGUGUCUGUGUAAACGCGUUCCACACGAGCCUGUUGUCUGCUGAUCAAGCUUUGCAGUGCGUCGACACAAUUCAAAAGUUGUCAGGCAAAUACCUUGAGGUUUGCGGUAUUUCUUUAUCGCUCGGGUUGCUUCUUCAUGGACUUGUGUCAUGUGGUCAUGGUGGAGCCAUUGAGUUGGCCAGAGAAAUUGGCAAGGACUGGCGAAGUGUUCUUGAAAAUAAGGAUGUUUCUGAGCGACGGCAACUGUCGGCUGUGAACGGAAUCGUAGCACUACUUGGGUCUGAGCAGGGGUUGUUUACCGUGGAUUCUUCUACUUCUGACGUCGUAUUUCCUUCUCAAAGUGGGGGAAGCAUCAUUAAAUUUCUCCAAAAGUUUGUCUCAUCGCCAGAAGAUGUUGGUCUUAGUUUUAAUACUGCCUGGCUUCUUGGUCAUCUGUACAGUGCACUCACUUCUAGCUCAGUCAGUGAUACAAGUGUUCCAAUAAACUACAGCUACUUGUCAGAGAGGAGUAUUUUGCGACUGCUCUUUGAAUUUCUUAACCAGUCUGGGAAGAUAGGUCCUCAUUCGAGUUUCGGUGGAGGAAGGGUGGCUGUAGUCUUAGAAUCAUUGGUCAACGGUCCUCAAGUCGCACUACCGCCAGUGAAUUGGGUGUCAGUACUUGGACCAAUCAUGAGGGCUAAUUUUGGGGAGGAUACAAGGCAGUUGUGUAUUCGGCUUGCAGUGACCCAAGCCCAGUCCUCCUCCAAUUUGUCCUCGUUCUUGUCGUCUCUGCUUAGUAGUGUGAUGUUUGAGGGCCUGGAGGAUCGGUGCAAAAGAGAGCUGCUGAAAAAUUUGUCAAGACUGGUUUAUGUCAUUUCCUCUUCCAAGAUGAAAGAGUUCCUUGAGGAAGUGUUAAGAGAGUUAUGGAGAAAUAGCAUGGACUGUACCCAGAGGAAGACCAUUUUAGAAGCUUACCUUUCAGUUCUUAGUUUAAAAGAACCUCCCACUUCUGUGAUCGGAUGGACCAUAACAGCCCUGGAGCACAUGUAUAAUGAUGCGUUUGGUGCAGAGAAGAGUGAGAGUGAAUGCUUGAGGUUGUUUACUCGCUGUUUUGCACUGAUCCCUUUGGAAGACGUGAAACGCAUUUUGCGGAACACACAAGCCACAGACACCAAUGAUUUAUUUCUGCGUUGUUGCAUGGUUCGAGAUGGUAUCGCUCCGGUGAAGUGGCUUGCACCAUGUUUUGACUUUAUUUUAAGUUCCGGCCUCAUUGGAACAAAGUACAAGGAAUUCCUUUGCAGUGUUGUCCCACUCAUAAUUGAUUCUUGUACCAAAAUGAAGUAUGAUGAGAGACAGCAUUGGUUCUUGGAACUGAUUGGUCAGUUUAAAAAUGCAGUUCAGCUUUCGUCGGAAACUUCGUCGCAUCAGACCGUAAUGAAAUCUUUGACUUUGUUGUCACUUGUGUCCGCUGCUUGGUGUGACGUGCCUAUCCUUCAAGGUGUUGAAUCACCUUUUUCGACUUGCCCACCCUUUGAUGCAACGUAUUGUGGCUCAAUUGAGAGGUUCCCAUAUCUACUGCCACUGACAUUGUCAACUUUGUUGGGGAAGGAGCCCUGGAGGCAAAUCGCGGAAAAGGUAAUAGACUGGCUGUUAUCCUUAAGAGGGGAUCUCAGGCUUAAAACCGAAAAUGUACAUCAUAUGCUUAUACAUGAUACACUUAUUUCUUUGCGGGAGACAGAAGCAUAUAGAAAAACAGCGUUGUGGACUGAAGUAGUUGCUGAACUCCACCCUAAGUAAAUCGAGGAGGACUGGGCCAGGGAUAUCUUGGAGCUUCACGGUCCAUUUCAUGAUACACAUUGAGAAGCUGCUUUAAUUUCAUCAGCAUUGAGUGAAUACCACUAUCCUGAUCAUGGCUGCGAUCAAAGGCGGCGGCGAUAUGAGAAGUUGGACCCUGGGUUACAUAGUGCUGUAAAAAUAGCGAAAAAUGAAAUGCCAGUUACAGUAUGACUCUAUGUCGUUAGCUCUACAGUGUCUCUGGGGAAUAACGUACUAUUAUGGCACAGGGGUUUAGGGGUUGGCCUGCCAUGUAGUUGCUAUAUCACCGGGAUCAGUUCAACACUAAAUAUCCAAAUAUUUUUUGGCUACCAACAGCCUUGAGGUAAUUGACUUCAAUCUAUUUAGUACCGAAUCGCCGUUAUGGUAUUUA